Messenger RNA from Phaeodactylum tricornutum CCAP 1055/1, 375 nucleotides. RefSeq lists its product with no specific name. The annotation marks the transcript as partial. The transcript has a single exon. The record is from RefSeq and is a predicted model, not a curated record. NCBI's taxonomy places the organism in Eukaryota, Bacillariophyta, Bacillariophyceae, Surirellales, Neidiaceae.
AUGCCGAUUCCUACCAUUGAUACCUCCUACAGUCGUCCCUGGACGUCCAACGACAAGCACGGGCCGUUCCGUCCGGAGGAGGACCGCAAGCUGGCCAACGAGCUCACCAACCUCAAACUUGAUGCCGACCCUCUGCGGUCCCCCGUCCCUACGACCAAGGUCUAUUCCGGCAGUGCCUUGGUGUCACCCUCUUCGGUAUCGACGAGUAGCGAUGACGACGACACUCACAGCGAACACUCCGAUUUGGAGGAACUCGCCUUGAGUGUUACCAAGACCGAGCACAAGCGUGCGGAACAACGGGGCUUCCAAAAGCCGGAACCCCUGCUCCAAGCAAAUCCCCACCGAUUCGUCCUCUUUCCCAUUCAAGACAACGAA